Molecule: messenger RNA, 1599 nt
Organism: Talaromyces amestolkiae
Lineage: Eukaryota; Fungi; Ascomycota; Eurotiomycetes; Eurotiales; Trichocomaceae
Exons: 3
Coding region: 1-1599 (532 amino acids)
Biological process (GO): carbohydrate transport; transmembrane transport
Cellular component (GO): membrane
Molecular function (GO): carbohydrate:proton symporter activity
Source: RefSeq, a predicted model, not a curated record
AUGAGGAACCCAUUCGCCCUUACUGGCGCUGUCGGAGAUGACACUCCCAGCCAGAUCUUCGGAUAUCGCAUUUACUUGCUUGCCUUAUCGGCUACAUGGGCAUCUGCCAUGUACGGCUAUGACUCUGCUUUCAUCGGAGGCACCCUCAGUCUCCCCUCCUUCCAGACCUCCUUCGGUCUGACUACUGCGACUACCACUAACCUCUCAUCCAACAUUGUUUCUACCUUCCAAGCCGGCGCCUUUUUCGGCGCUAUCCUCGGUUUCUUCCUGGCCGAACGUUUCGGUCGCAAGCUCGUCAUCAUUCUCUUCGGCCUGGUCUUCAUCGUUGGUGUGAUUCUCCAACUCAUUGGUCAUCUCGGAUUGUUGUACGCUGGUCGCGCUUUGACUGGGUUGACCAUUGGAUGUACCUCUAUGAUCAUUCCUAUCUACAUUUCAGAAUGUUCGCCAGCCCAGAUUCGUGGUCGCAUGGUCGGCAUGUUUGAGAUUAUGCUUCAGAUCGCCCUCGUCUUUGGCUUCUGGGUCAACUAUGGCGUGCAAAAGAACAUCUCCGGCACAGAUUCUAAGCAGUGGAGAAUCCCCGUCGGUAUCCAGCUCAUCCCCGUUGGUCUCUUGUUGAUCUUCAUGCCCUUCAUGAUUGAGUCUCCUCGUUGGUUGGCCAGCAAGAACCGCAAUGAGCUUGCUAUCAAGAACUUGGCCUGGGUCCGCAACCUACCCGAGGACCACCCUUACCUCCUCCGUGAGAUGGCCGAUAUUCAAGCUGGUGUUGAACACGAACUCCAACUCGUCAAUGGUUCCCGCGGCGCUUUCCAGAUGUUGCGCGAAUGCGGUACUCCUGGAAUCCGUAACCGUAUCAUUAUCUCUGUCAUGCUCAUGCUUUUGCAAAACCUUACUGGAAUCAACGCCAUCAACUACUACUCUCCCACCAUCUUCAAGUCCAUCGGCUUCACCGGUACCUCUGUCCAGCUCCUCGCCACUGGUGUCUAUGGGUUGGUAAAAAUGGCCACGACAAUGGUCUUCAUGGUCUUCAUCGUGGACAAAUUUGGCAGACGCCCAGCCUUGCUUAUUGGUGCCGUCGGCGCUGCCGUAGCCAUGUUCUACCUCGGCAUAUAUUCCGAGCUCAGCGGCUCCUUCCACAAGAUCCCACCCAAGGACUCUGGCUCCAACGCCGCUGUCGCCAUGAUCUAUAUUUACGCCAUAUUCUACGGUUUCUCCUGGAACGGUAUCCCCUGGAUCAUUGCCUCUGAAAUCCUGCCCAACCGUGUCCGUACCCUCGGCAUGAUGUUUUCGGUCUGCAUGCAAUGGCUCGCCCAGUUCAUGGUCGUCUACUCUCUGCCUCACAUGGUUAAGACCAUCACUUUUGGUAUCUUCUACUUUUUCGCUGCCUGCACUCUUGUCGCGCUCGCUUUCGCGUAUCUGUUUGUCCCCGAGACCAAGGGUGUUCCUCUCGAGGAAAUGGACUUCUUGUUCGGCGAGGACGUCAGCGUCUUUGCUGUCGCUGCUAAGAAGCAUUACAAUGAGUUCAAGCAGACUGGUCUGACUGUUAGCGAGAUACACCGUUCCGAGAAGGGCGGUGAGGCUCAGUAUAUUGAGAAGGUAUAA